AUGCAAAACGUUAUUGUUGAUAGAGAAAUUAUUUUAGAUAACGAUAUGGAUACUUCAUCUGACUAUUAUAUGGAAGAUGACGAGCAGGAGGAAAUGGAAAAUGAGCAUUUCAAUUUGAGUGAAGAAUGGAUGGAGAAAAUAAGGCGAUUUGGGGACGACUUUCUAUCAUGUGUACGUAAAUAUAUGGAAGUGGAUAGUAAAUGUCGUUGA
This is a messenger RNA of Cokeromyces recurvatus, 210 nucleotides long. RefSeq lists its product as uncharacterized. The record is from RefSeq and is a predicted model, not a curated record. The transcript is spliced from 2 exons. Bases 1 to 210 code for a protein of 69 amino acids. Lineage: Eukaryota; Fungi; Mucoromycota; Mucoromycetes; Mucorales; Mucoraceae.